AUGGCCGGCCGAUUUGUCCGCGCGUCGAAAUACCGACACAUCUUUGGGAAGCCCACCAAGAAAGACAUCUGCUAUGACAACCUCCACAUUAGUCGCAAUGCCUGGGAUACCAACCUCGUGAAGGUCAACCCCGAGUACCUUUCCGUCAAUUGGGAAUCUAGCGGAGGCGGCGCUUUUGCUGUCAUUCCCCUGAACGAACGAGGAAAGGCCCCCGACCAAAUACCCCUCUUCCGAGGCCACACUGCUGCUGUGCUGGACACAGACUGGAACCCCCACAACGACCGCAUUAUUGCUUCAGCGUCCGAUGAUGGCAAGGUCUUCAUCUGGGAGGUGCCGCAGGGUUUCACUCUGCUCACCGAUGCCGAGGAGAUCACUGAUGUGUCGCCUGUUAGCAAGCUGACCGGCCACUCGAGGAAGGUCGGCCAUGUACUCUUCAACCCCGCCGCCGAGAAUAUCCUUGCGUCCUCGUCUGGCGACAUGAGCAUCAAGCUGUGGGAUGUUACCACUGGGCAAGCCGCCAUUAACCUGAAGCACCCGGAUAUGGUGCAAAGUCUGUCUUGGAGUGCCAAUGGUGCCAUGUUAGUGACCACCUCGAGAGACAAGAAGUUGCGAGUGUGGGAUGUGCGUCAGGAGAAGACGGUCCACGAAUAUGCGGGUCAUGAGGGCGCCAAAAACAGCCGCGCAGUGUGGCUCGGCGAGCACAACCGCAUUGCCACCACUGGCUUUUCCAGAAUGAGCGAGCGACAAAUUGGCCUGUGGGAGCCCGGCCGCAAAGACCCUAUUGGCGGCUUCACCUCGCUCGAUUCUAUCUCUGGUGUUUGCAUGCCUUUCUGGGACGACGGAUCCAACUGCCUUUAUCUCGCCGGCAAAGGCGACGGCAACAUUCGCUACUUCGAAUAUGAGAACGACAAAUUCGAGUUCCUGUCCGAAUACAAGUCGGCCGACCCGCAGCGCGGAAUUGCUUUCCUGCCUCGCCGCGGCAUCAACGUCCACGAGAACGAGGUUAUGCGCGCCUACAAGACCGUCAACGAUUCAUACGUUGAGCCCAUCUCAUUUACCGUACCCCGCCGUGCCGAGACUUUCCAGUCCGAUAUUUUCCCUCCCGCCACCGGCCUCAAAGCUGCCAUGUCCGCCAAAGAGUGGUUCGAUGGCAAGACUGCCGUCCCGCCCAAGAUCGACCUUGAGAGCAUCUAUGACGGUAACGCGCCGGUCGAAGUUGCGGCCGACUACAAGCCGCCCGCAGCCACGCCUGCUCCCGCCCCGGCACCUGCCGUAGCCCCGAAGAAGGAGCCCGAGCCGGCUCCGGCUCCGACUCGCGCCCCUGCUACCAUGGCCGACCAGAAGGUUUCCAUGUCGGCCAUGGCGAACAAGUUCCAGGACAAUGAGGAGGAGGAGGAGGCGGACGACGGCGCCGAGACGUCGAGCUUCGAGGAGAUCGGGCGUCCCGCGCCUCGCGCCACUAUCCCCGUUCGGUCUGCCGCCAAGCCGCAGCCCGUUGCCACUACCGUGCCGCCUGUCCAAGUGAAGCCUGCAUCGCCUGUUAAGUCAACGCAGGCAUCGCCUGCUUCUGUCUCCCGUGUUGCCCCUGCGGCCUCUUCCACGGCAGCCGCUCCCCCGACCCCGGCUGUCGAGGCAUCGCUGGGCGAGAUCAAGCAGCUCAUUGAGCAGCAGGGCAAGGUUAUCACAGAGCAGAGCGAGAAGAUCACUACCCAGACCCAGAUCAUCACCCGCCUCGCCUCGGAGGUUGAGACGCUCAAGAAGAGAGUCAACUCCGGCUCGCAAGACCAGAGCGAGCGGAUCCGGCAGCUGGAGCUGGAGCUGGAGGCUGCUCGGUCUUGA
Molecule: messenger RNA, 1839 nt
Organism: Chaetomium globosum CBS 148.51
Lineage: Eukaryota; Fungi; Ascomycota; Sordariomycetes; Sordariales; Chaetomiaceae
Exons: 7
Coding region: 1-1839 (612 amino acids)
Biological process (GO): actin filament organization
Molecular function (GO): actin filament binding
Source: RefSeq, a predicted model, not a curated record